Messenger RNA from Carassius gibelio (silver crucian carp), 1085 nucleotides. Its product is annotated as transforming protein RhoA. Gene Ontology annotation, cellular component: dendritic spine; cleavage furrow. The transcript is spliced from 6 exons. Lineage: Eukaryota; Metazoa; Chordata; Actinopteri; Cypriniformes; Cyprinidae. Gene Ontology annotation, biological process: stress fiber assembly; small GTPase-mediated signal transduction; cell migration. The record is from RefSeq and is a predicted model, not a curated record. The coding region runs from base 228 to 809 and encodes 193 amino acids. Gene Ontology annotation, molecular function: GTPase activity; GTP binding.
AAAAUUUCAUGUGUUGGGGAGCCUCCAGGAACGUGGUUGAGAACCAUUGGUCUAGACCUGACCGUGUCUGUAUUUGAGAGGCACCUAAUAAAUGAACUACUGGACAGAGAACUGGAGGACUCUUAUUUUGACGAGUUGUUGUUCAGUCGCCAUCUUGGCUGGUUGUGUCUGGCUUCAGUCGCGCGCUGAACAGAUACGGAAACCUCGGUCCGAGAUAAACUGACGGAAUGGCGGCGAUCCGUAAGAAGCUGGUGAUCGUUGGUGACGGUGCGUGUGGGAAGACCUGUCUGCUCAUCGUCUUCAGUAAAGACCAGUUCCCCGAGGUCUACGUGCCCACCGUCUUCGAGAACUACGUGGCCGACAUCGAGGUGGACGGCAAGCAGGUGGAGCUAGCGCUGUGGGACACGGCGGGUCAGGAGGACUACGACCGUCUGCGACCGCUCUCGUACCCAGACACCGACGUCAUCCUCAUGUGCUUCUCCAUCGACAGCCCCGACAGCCUGGAGAACAUUCCUGAGAAAUGGACUCCGGAGGUCAAGCAUUUCUGCCCCAACGUUCCCAUAAUUCUGGUGGGCAACAAGAAGGACCUGCGCCACGACGAACACACGCGCCGCGAGCUCUUCAAGAUGAAGCAGGAGCCCGUCAAACCGGAGGAGGGCCGAGACAUGGCCAACCGCAUCUGUGCCUUCGGAUACAUGGAGUGCUCCGCCAAAACCAAGGACGGUGUGCGGGAGGUGUUCGAGAUGGCCACCAGGGCGGCGCUGCAGGCCCGCAAGGGCAAGAAGAACAACAAGUGCCUGCUGCUGUAAACAGACUGUGCUCACCUCCAUUUUAUUCCUUUUAACUGAAUCAGUUCACCUAGUGUUGAGAGUUAUGUCAGUAUUUAACGUUUCUGUUAGUACACCUUUGAAUUCACCACAUUCAGACUCUGCAGAAACACAAAUAUGCAACGACGACUUCGAGAAACAACAGAUCAGGACCAAGGUGCACUGCACACCCGCCGACGAGACUUGAAAUGCAUUAUUUUGUCUUUCACAAUCAGUAGAAUUUGGUAUGUUUGUGUAUUAAAGCCUUUAUAAGACGUG